Westerdykella ornata is the source of this 1653-nucleotide messenger RNA. RefSeq names its product MFS general substrate transporter. NCBI's taxonomy places the organism in Eukaryota, Fungi, Ascomycota, Dothideomycetes, Pleosporales, Sporormiaceae. The record is from RefSeq and is a predicted model, not a curated record. The transcript has 3 exons. Bases 110 to 1495 code for a protein of 461 amino acids. Gene Ontology annotation, cellular component: brush border membrane. Gene Ontology annotation, biological process: transmembrane transport. Gene Ontology annotation, molecular function: transmembrane transporter activity.
UGGUCCUCCUGGGUUCCAGCACGCGGUUCCAAAAAUCUCUGGCUGCAUUCCGAACAGAAACAUUUCUUCUUCACUUUCAAGAAGGGGCAGCUGUAGAAUAGCAACCAACAUGUCUGCGCCCCCGGGGACGCCAGAGCGGCGGAAGAAGGUGUUGAGAGUGCUCUUCACGUCGCUACUCUUGGACCUCAUCUCCUUUACAUUCAUCCUCCCGCUAUUUCCCAACCUCAUCGAAUUCUACCGCGGCCACGAAUCCCGCCUCUCCACCACCACUCCCACCCUCCUCUCCCACGUCCUCUCCCUCCUCAACGCCUACAAAAACGCCUUCGCUCGCCCCAUAAACGACCGAUACGACAUUGUCCUCCUCGGCGGCGCCCUCGGUUCCCUCUUCUCCUUCCUGCAAGCCCUCGCUUCCCCCAUCAUCGGCCUCCUCAGCGAUAAAUAUGGCCGUCGCAAAGCCCUACUGUGGAGCAUGGCAGGCAACAUCCUCUCCGUCGCACUGUGGGUCGCCGCAACCGACUUCCGGACCUUCCUACUCAGCCGCAUCGUCGGUGGGCUGAGCGAGGGCAAUGUCCAGCUCGCCAUGGCGAUUGCGACGGAUAUCAGCGACGAGGGGCAGCGGGGCGCGACAAUGGCCCUGGUGGGUGCGUGUUUCAGCAUUGCGUUUACGUUUGGGCCGGCGCUGGGGGCGUGGUUGAGCACAAAGACGACGUUUGCGCAGAAUCCGUUUGUCGGGGCCGCGGGGUUUUCGUUGGUGCUGAUCCUUGUCGAGACGGCGUAUUUGUAUGUUGCGUUGCCGGAGACGCUACCGUCGGCCUCUGCGAAAGAGGAGACGGAGAAGGUGAAGGAAGGCGGGAACGCGAGGCUUGCAAAUGGGACCAAACCCAAAGAAACCGCCACUCCUGUUCGAAGAACAAACUCGCAUCUUCUUCUCAACACUACACACUUCACCUUUCUCCUCUUCUUCUCCGGCAUGGAGUUCUCCCUCCCCUUCCUUACAUGGGACCUCUUCUCCUUCCGCUCCUCGGACCAAGGCCGCCUCCUCGGCUUCAUCGGCCUCGUUGCCUCCAUCCUGCAAGGCAGCGUCGUGCGCCGCCUACACCCUCUACGCGUUGUCCAGCUAGGGGUGAGCAGUUGCGCUGUGGCGUUUUGGUUGCUGGGAAGUGUGCAAAGCGUCCGCGGUCUGUACGCUGCGGGCGCGCUUUUGGCGGUGACGAGCGCGACGGUGGUGACAGGGUUGAAUAGCCUGAGUAGUUUUGAGGCCGGGGUCGGGGAGAGGGGAGUCAAGUUGGGGAACCAUAGGAGUUUUGGACAAGCAGGGCGUGCUCUCGGGCCACUCAUCUUCUGCACAUUGUAUUGGUGGGCUGGGCGCGAGACGGCGUAUGCCAUGGGUGCGGCAGGUAUGGUCGGUGUGUGCGCGUUGGUGUUUGGGGGGUUGAGAAUCCCGCCUGGGACAGAACGCGUGGGCAAGAGUGCUGUCAAAGGGAAGACACAAUAGGCGAAAGGGGCAUGGUACAGUUGUUGGGCGGCAAACUUAUCAACAAGUCUGACGGGUUGCAUCUUAGAGAUUUUUAGGCGCAUCGUGAUAGGAGUCCGGUUAUGGUAUAUAGAUUCUGGCUUUCACGGAUGAAUAUGGCACAAAUGACAUUUGAUCGU